This is a messenger RNA of Parascedosporium putredinis, 414 nucleotides long. The record is from the annotation of a GenBank genome assembly. Lineage: Eukaryota; Fungi; Ascomycota; Sordariomycetes; Microascales; Microascaceae.
AUGCCUCCCAAGAGGAAGGCGUCAGGCACGGUUGCCGGUGCGGCCAAGGCGGGGAGGACAUCACAGGUUUCCACACCAGGUGUAGGGACUCCGAAAAGCAUUGAUAGCAGCGAUGAAUACUCGGACACGGCCGACGAGGUGGAGGAUCCUGUUGAUGCGGAGACUGAAGAGAAGAUCGAAAAGGUCGUGGACAAGUUCUCCACAAAUGUCCUAGAGCGCCGGAUGCAGCAGGAGCAGACACGGGCGAAGAAGUCCAACCACGAACUGCUCACGCACAUCUUUGGCAGCCGUGACUAUUCGUAUCUCAAGAUGAAGCCCGACCAUAAGAACCGUCCGCUUUGGAUCGAUCCCUCCAAGGGCCGUAUCAUCAUGGAGAGCUUCAACCCGCUCGCUGCGCAGGCGCAGGACUUUUGA